Molecule: messenger RNA, 834 nt
Organism: Puccinia graminis f. sp. tritici CRL 75-36-700-3
Lineage: Eukaryota; Fungi; Basidiomycota; Pucciniomycetes; Pucciniales; Pucciniaceae
Exons: 2
Coding region: 1-834 (277 amino acids)
Source: RefSeq, a predicted model, not a curated record
AUGGGUGCCCACCUCAGGAAUGGCCGGAACAUCUCCGUUGAACAACAGCAGCAAGAACUCCAACACCAAGAACGCGAGCAGCAACCCGACAGCAGAGCCGGAGACGAACCUUCUGGAUUACAGCAAAGCAAUGACCAGAGGUACUCAUUCAGCCCAGCCGCAGCCGAGCGGCUUCAAAGACUUAGGCUCCAGUCUGCCAUCAAUUACCGGCACCGCUACGAGACCACAGGCGGCCGAAAAUUUGAUGUCGGAUCAAGGAAUUUCACCUGCCUUAAUCAAUUCGAGGGCAACUUCCUUAGCGCUGGACACCAUGUCCAACAGGUCGACGCCCGUACCCCAUCCAAUAGACGACAAGUCUUCCCGGUCAAUUCGACUACCGCGAUGGGUCGACAGAUACUAUCUCCGACCCCUCAUCAACCAAGUCCAAGCCCGUUCCUAGCUACGAGUCCAUCUCCAGCCCCUCUUGGUCCAGAAGAUAUCAUAGUGGACAACCAAGACCUGGAGACUGUGAUCAAUCUUCUCAACAAGCAAUGGAACACUUUCGUCCAAGCUCGAGAAAAUCAGAACCCCCGAUUGAUGAGAAUGGCCCUAGUACAAGCGGCAUCCAGCCAAAAAGAGAUCCGGCUCUUAGCGGGCGGGGCAGAAAUGCUCAGGAUCUGCAAAAAUUGGAUAGCCAGAGAGGAGGUAGCGGAUCUGGACAGAGCUCAAGCUACCAGCCAAAACCGAUCUCAACGCCUGGCAAUAACGCAAACAGCCCACGAACACACUCUCCUCAGCGAAACAACCCAUUACCUCCACCCCCGCCACCGUCUACUCAACCCCCAUCGGAGGUAA